This is a messenger RNA of Dibothriocephalus latus, 939 nucleotides long. NCBI's taxonomy places the organism in Eukaryota, Metazoa, Platyhelminthes, Cestoda, Diphyllobothriidea, Diphyllobothriidae. The record is from the annotation of a GenBank genome assembly.
AUGGCCGUUGCCGAGUUCCCUGCUCAAAGCGCAGUGUCUGAGGAUGAAAUUGAGGAAGAAAACAGGCCCCGAGGCAAUAAUCUAAAACUCUGGGGCAACCUCACCACGAUGAACCUAAACAAUAUGAUAUAUACGAACAUCCAACAGUCACCAUAUUUCAAGAGCAACCUCAUCGAACUGAAAACAUACCACGAGGUUAUUGAUGAAAUUUUCUACAAAGUAGAGCCGUGGGAACGUGGAAGCCGUCGCAUCGGAUCCCAGACAGGCAUGUGUGGCGGCGUUCGUGGUGUCGGCACCGGAGGGAUUGUGUCGACAGCAUACUGUCUCCUUUACAAGCUGUAUACCCUAAAACUUACGCGUAAACAAUUAAAAGGCCUUCUUGAGCAUCCAGACUCACCGUAUAUUCGUGGACUGGGCUUCAUGUAUAUAAGGUAUUGUCUGCCCCCAGAGGAUCUGUGGAUCUGGUACGCACCAUACCUCGAUGAUACUGAGGAAAUUGACGUCAGGGCCGGUGGCGGAUGCGUUAUGACCAUUGGAGCUAUGUUGGAACAAUGGCUGACGAAACUGGAUUGGUUUUCUACACUAUUUCCUCGCAUUCCAGUGCCCGUUCAGAAGAAAAUAGAAGAGAAGUUGCGCGGCAGGCGUGCCAAGCAGUUAUCAGAGGGCCAGCAUCGUUCUUCCAGCUUUGGUGAACCUGAACGACCAGUUAGACGCGUGAACCGCGUUGAUCCUGAACCAGACAGUCGAAUGCGAAAGGAUCGUCACGGGUGUGCCAUCUUGUUGCUUGAUGCUGUUUUUUGUCGUCGUUCAAUUUUAAACGAGCUUGUUUUUUGCAGAUUUAUGCGUACUGGGGUUUUCUUACUAGUCAAAAAAUUUAGCUCUGUAACUCUGGUGUACGGCAUGAAUGACCUUUUAGAUUGCUGUCUAGUAUCUUUUUAA